GCAGCCUGGUCAGGGCUGGGAGAGGGUUCUGCUCUUCUUCAUCCAGACAGCAGAUCCCAUCCUCGAUCAUUAGAGAAGAGCCCAUGGAGGGCUUUCAAAGAAUCACAGUGUCAUCAUAUGCUGAAACAUCUUCAUAAUGGGGCCCGAAUCACUGUACAGAUGCCUCCCAAUAUUGAAGGGCACUGGGUUUCUACUGGCUGCGAAGUUAGAUCAGGCCCUGAAUUUAUUACAAGAUCUUACAGAUUCUACCACAAUAACACCUUCAAAGCCUAUCAGUUUUACUAUGGUGGCAACCGCUGCACAAACCCUACCUACACUUUAGUUAUCCGUGGUAAAAUUCGCCUUCGCCAAGCAUCCUGGAUCAUUCGAGGAGGAACUGAAGCUGACUACCAGUUACGAAACAUUCAGAUCAUAUGCCACAGUGAAGCAGUAGCUGAAAAGCUAAGUCGACUGUUAAAUCGAACAUGUCCUGGAUUUGUACCAGCAGAUAGUCCUUGGGAGCAGGAUGUGAACUAUGAUUUGUGGAGAGAAGACAGUGGCUGUGAAUGCACCAAGGCUCUGAAUUUUGCCAUGCAUGAACUUCAGCUGAUUCGAGUAGAGAAGCAGUACCUACAUCACAAUUUGGAUCACUUAGUGGAGGAGCUAUUUCUUGGAGACAUCCACACUGAUGCUACUCAGAGGAUGUACUAUCGACCUUCUAGUUACCAGCCUCCCCUUCAAAAUGCGAAGAAUCAUGAUCAUACAUGUAUUGCAUGUAGAAUCAUCUACCGGUCAGAUGAGCACCAUCCUCCUAUCUUACCCCCAAAAGCUGAUUUGACAAUCGGACUGCAUGGAGAAUGGGUGAGCCAGCGCUGUGAGGUGCGCCCUGAGGUCCUCUUUCUCACCAGACACUUCAUCUUCCAUGACAACAACAACACCUGGGAAGGUCACUACUAUCACUACUCUGACCCUAUCUGCAAACACCCCACCUUCACUAUCUAUGCCAAGGGCCGCUACAGCAGAGGAGUGCACUCGUCCAAAGUCAUGGGUGGAACAGAGUUUGUGUUCAAAGUUAAUCACAUGAAGGUCACACCCAUGGAUAUAGCUACCGCCUCUUUACUGAAUGUCUUUAACGGGAAUGAGUGUGGAGCACAGGGAUCAUGGCAAGUUGGAGUCCAACAGGAUGUUACUCACACAAAUGGCUGUGUUGCCUUGGGGAUCCGUCUACCUCACACAGAGUAUGAAAUCUUCAAAAUGGAGCAGGAUGCCAGGGGUCGAUACUUAUUAUAUAAUGGCCAGAGACCUAGCGAUGGAUCUAGUCCAGACAGACCAGAAAAGAGAGCUACUUCUUAUCAGAUGCCAUUAAUUCAGUGUGCUUCAUCGGUGCCAAGAUCUGAAGAGUCACCAGAGAAGAAUAAAGUAGGCCAGUACAGCAGUGGGACAACUGAAAAGGAUACCAGUGUAUUCGUCCUUACACUGACGCUGUUUAUUUAUACUGUGUCACAUUGGAACAUUCUUAGCUAGAAGCAAAAAAAUUAUUUUUCAUGACUACAAAGCCAAGAUUCCUUAUGACUGAGGGUUUUUCUUUUUAGAAAGAAGAGGACAUUUAUUUUCUUGAUGCACUUGAAUGCCUGAGAACUGUUGUUCUUUUCCUUGUUUUUUCCCCCUCCUUGAAUCAUGAACAGCACUUGUUUGAUGUUUCUACUUUGAACUUCAUCCAGUUUGAUCCCUGACAUGACUGCACACAAGUAAUUGCACUUUAGGACUGCAGACUUUGGUGGGGGUUUUCUUUUCUUUAUUUUUUUCUUUCUUUCUUUAACUGCUGGGGUGAACUCUACAAUCCUACUUCAGUUGUCUGCAGUUUUGCUGUUGUAGUUCUUCCCCUUCUCCCAACACUCAGUGUCUCAUCAGGAAUCACUCUGUACAGUGUUAAUGUUGUGAUAAUGGCUUCCUGCUUUAGGAGUCUGAUGUAGAUAUGUAUAUAGGAGAGGGAAAAAAAACCUCACAAGGAUUUAUCUAAACAUAAUCUUACAGGUUAUAAACAAGAAAAAUAUAAACUGUUCUCCAUUCCAAAGUGCCAAAUCAAAAAUCCCCCUAAUUAAAAACACUUAAGAUAAUUAACACUAUAUUUACAUUGAUUUUUAACUUGUAAAAACAACCAAAGUUUUAGUAUUUUCUCACACAACUACAAUAGAUUUAUAAUAAUUUAUAUGCCUUCCUUUGUAUCUACAAAGUAGUUACAGUCAACCCUUGUUAAAAGCCAGAUUGAGGAAAUAUUUGUUCAGUCAGACAGAUAUAGCUUAUAAAUUGCCAGUACAUUAAUGCUAAGAUGAUCUGCUGUGUGCUCAUACUCAGUAGACCUCAUAUCCUCUCUAUGCAUUGUUUUGACCUUGAAUUGUUGUUAGGUGUGGACAAAAUAUGGAAAGGCACUGGGAGCAUAAUGCUUCCUAGAAACCUUGUUUAGAAGAAGGAAUCUUUAAGAAUUUUUAAGUGGUGGUAGGUAGGAAGUAAAGAAAGGAUUUUAGCAGGAAAUACCCAGUGGGCCAAAUGAUGCCCAUGUCCUCUCAGCUUAGACAGCACAGAAACAGCUGACAAUUGGAAGAGACAUACUACGUUACAUGAGUGGGGCUGCACAAAGGUGGCAGCUCCUCCCCACCCAUCCCCACGUCCUUACACAUCAGGAGCUCACUGAGUCUGGGAAAACAUGGCUGGAAAGAGAAGACAGGCACAAUGAGGAGUACCCCUCUAGAGUGCCAUUUCACUUGGAAUAUGGCAUGAAACAGUGCUAGGUGUAUUCUUAGGUACACCCUGCUUUACAUCAUCUAACCUCUAAUGGAGGCUUUAAAGAUAAGACACAGGUGAGCAAGCAGAGGAGCUCCUAGGUUAGCCAUGCUACCAUGUAGUAUCAACUCCUAGGAAUAACACAGUACUAUUGUACUCCAAACAUUAGGAAGAACAAACUCCUUGACUGCAGAGCAGUCCACAAAUCCACAACCAACGCUCAACUGACUUGCCUGGAACUUCUAUGUGAAAGAAGCAAGUUGGACUCAUGAUAAUGCCCCAUAGCAUUUGUAAUAUCCCUUUUACCAAUAUAAGAUGUAAUUCCUGGGAACAAGAGCUGAGUAAAAGGAGAAAGGAGUCACCAGGCUUGGGCCAUAUCAUGACUCUCUCAGUGUCAAGGCAGAAGCGCCUGAUGAAAUUGUGGAUUUCUACUAAAAAUAAGUUGUACAAUAUGAUACCUGGAAGUGCUCUGACUUUUUAAAUUAUUACAACAAAUAUUAGAUUAAGGGUAAUGAGACUGUAAGGUCUCCAUACUACAUGGUAUACAAGGUAAGACUCCAUACUACAUGGUAUACUAAACUUUCCAUAGGGCACUGUUUUAAACUAUCAGAAGCAAUGCAAGUGCUAUUCCAACUGCAACACACUUACACUCAGAUGAACUCCAUUUUCAUAUGCGUCAUAAACCUUUGCCUCUUUUUAGCCUGAGCUUUCCAGGCUAGUCUUAGUCUUUAAGAUGAACUUUCUGAUGAAGUGCAAACAAAAUUCAUGUCCCUGGUUUGAGUUAUGUAUGGGUGAAAAAAAUAUGGAUUUUCCUCCCUAUAAAGUUAGCUUGCCCUUUUUUCCACAGAUGGAACGAAAAAUCAUGGAAAACCCAUUAGUAUAAGCUCAGCAAUCUGAGGGACUGGAUCAUCAGCUUGUAGUCAUCCAGUGCCAGACCCUCCCGGUGUGAUGGCAAGAGUUGGUUUCCACUUCAUCAUCUCACAGCAAAACCAUGGGAAUAGUUUCUGGCCUUGUCAGCAUUCACUCAAAUGGGUUUCCCUCCCCACAUUCAAAUGCACUUGGAGAGAGUAUGCCAGGUCAGCUGUUGAUAGGGAAAUAUUGGAAGCAUAGUUUCAGAUGAGGUCUCAGGACUGAGUCAUGCUGCUAGUCUUCUUCUUCUUUUGUAUGACUGACUUGGAACAACAAUUAUAAGUUCAGUUUAAGGUUAGUUAACCAGUCUAAUGAUCUUAAGAAAAGAAUGCAUCUCUGCAAUGUCACCCUCAAAUUUGUAUAGAGGGCAGUGUUGUUAUGUGGUCCAUAGUUUGACCAGGAUUGCCAGAGUCACAUUUUGCAGACCUCCAGAUGCACCAUUUGUGCAUCAAGUGACUGCAGCAGGCGUGCCCAGUUCGGAUCCAAUUUAGAGCCUUCCAUGUUUUUCACAGAAGGCCAAAACCAGGAGGCUUUAUUGUUGGGUUGGAAAGUGGAUGUUUAUUCUGAACGGUGGUUUCAUUCCAUGCUUUCCUCCAAGCUGCUGCACUGUCAUGCCCUGAGGGCUUGUAGACGUGUCCACAAAGGUUUCCAGGAGACCAAGCAGUGAGCUAGGAGGUUUUUUAAAUCUCUAUGGUUGGGGAGGUCUGGGUUGUCGUUCAUGCAGACGACCUGCCUGUAUGUAGCUUCGUUGUGGCAAAUGCUGCCAAUGGGAGCAGAACACAGAGUACCACAGAAGAGUCACAUGUCCUCAAAAGUCAGGACUGAACCUGUCAAACAAGAUUCUUUGGGUAAAUGUGAUAUCUUUUAUUAGACCAACUAAAUAGUUGGAAAAAUUAUUCCUUACCAGCUUUCAGGCACAAACACCCUUCUUCAGGUAUAGAGAGCCUGCUGGUGUUUGUAUGCUCUCCUUGGUGGUAUAGAAGCUUAAGCCAAUACGCAAAAUGCAGGUCUGUGAAAAUGCAAAUGUAUGGCAGUGAAGGACCGAACCUGUUCACACUCUCACCAGUUUUCCAAGUUGUAGAUUAGCAUAACUUUUUAAAUUGGAAUUACUCCCAAUUUAUUCCAGGAAGAGAUUAGAAUCAGUUCUCUUACCAUUUCAUUACUUCAAUUUAAAACGCUAAACUCUGGGAUUGCACUAGUUUUUUAAUAUAUGCCUAGAUUUUUAUUGUAUUAUUAUUUAGAAUUCCUAAGACAAGAUUCUUUCCUCAUCCCUAACAAGAACAGUUAUAAAUUGCUGUGGUUUCAGAGAGCCAGCUCCAGCAUGAUGCAUGUAUAACCUUUCAGUGUAAUGAAGGAUUGUGGCCUGUAUCAAAAUACUGUUCCAAUGUGAUGUUCAGUGGAAAAUUUAAAGAAGCACUGAUCUACAGUUCACUAUCACAUGCAAAAUCUCUCGGUUCUUGAACACUUACCAGUCUCACUUUAAACUAGUUGGGCAUCAAAAUUAUUUUGAAAACAUGGAAGGUCAAGAAAGAAAACAUUCAAUCCUUUCCAAAUGAUAAUCUAACACAUUCAAUGCCCAGUUGUAGUGAUAAUGUUGGUGUCCUGGGGCAACAUUGCUCGUAAGGGGCUGCUACCCUUAUAGGAUACACGGUAGUUAAAACGUUCCUAGGGAAAUGCAGCAGUUGGUCUUACCAGAUGUUUCUACAAAAAAGGUAUUGAUGGUAUGUAUUAAGGGUCAGGUUCUGUACCAUCUUUUAGGCCUCUACAUGAAUUAGGCACUAAAUUAUAUUCCACCCUGUUCAAUUCCCUGAAAAUCCAUAGUGUAUUUUGUAGCACACCCUCAUCUUACCCUUCAUAAUUCUGAGUCUCAGAAAACAGGGAGGAGGAAGAGGAGGACCCAGGCACUUUUUGCAUUCAGUGGUUUUCAGGGAUGUGAGCAGGAUGGGAGGCAACUAAGUCCAUUUACACAGCUAAUAGCUGGAAUAGAAUCUAGCCCCAAAGUGAUUAACUACAGGCUCUAGCCUGCUUUGAACUGCCCUUGCAUGAGGAUUUGGCUUUGCCUACAUCUUUCUCAAUUCUAUUAAUGGCAGAUGUCACAAAGUAUAUGAAUUGUGUCCAGAAUUUUUUUCUUUACCAUCUUAGAGAUGGUUUAAAAGAAAUAACUGGAGGAACAGUUUCAUAUAACAUCAAUAUUGAAAUUCAAUUUCAGGCUCUUCCAAUUCAUUUGUAAUGUGUCAACAUAACUUUAUGAGUACGGUUUCUUUGUCCAUUCCAUACCAGCCUUUUCAAAUGUAAGAGAGAGAUGCUUACCUGUGCCAUCCAUAUCAGAUGUUUUUCUAAUACUUAUCUAUUUGUUUGUCUGUAAUACUUCAUGGCUAACAUAUGAACAAGUCUUCAAAAUAACAAUUAAAAUAUGCAGCCUAUGUCUCAAUAAGCUGUACACUCAUCUGUCAGUUAGACAAAAUACAUAGCUGAAGAGUUGUACUAGUUAUUGAUCCUCUCAUUUCAACUAACCUCAUUGAAGCUGUAUAGCUGCAUGUACCCUAUAGUGCUAUAUAAAAUUGUUCCAAUCUGUUUUUUCAUUUGUAUAUAGCCUGCCUGCCUGCUUUAAGUGCUAAGACCUCAACCUGUAACUGAUUUAGCAGUGGAAGACCUGUAAACAACUUAAUGUGUAUCGUGUGGGUUCAGAUGUCUUUAAGAUGCAACAGGGAUAAAGCAAUUUUCUUUCACAACUGUCAGCAUGGCCUGGGACUUCUGUAGCAGCAUUGUUGCAUUCUGGCCCUGAAGUCAUUGUAUGAAAAAGAAAUGGGAUAUGCUACAAAGAAGCUAUUGUGCAAGUCAUUUUUACCUAUUAAGUUUUAAACAAAUAACUUCUCUCAAAGUGCAAAAGGGUACAGAAGGCAGGAAGGCAGUCAGAACAAAGCCAAUGGCCUAUGUUACCGUUUACAAAUUGUGCCUGCUCCCCUGGGAUAGAACACUCUUUUUAUGAAAGAAAAGUUCAUAUCUGAGAUCUCAAGUCUGCCUUGCUGUGUUGGAGUGUAUUUACUUACAGCCCAGGAUUUUUUUAAAAUCUUUUUAUUUUUGUAAAGUUAUAGAAGAUAUUUUUCUUCCCAACUACACAUUCCAGAUAAAACUGCCAGGGAAGUCUGAGCACUUGUUAAAAUAUUGAUUGAAAUAAAAGACUAAAUGAAGAACUAAGAGUUCCUCAACAUUUUAUCUGUAAUGGCUGUGUUUCGUCUCCUUUCCACCAGUGUAAAAUAAAAAUAAACUGUCUCUUGGACAGCUA
Molecule: messenger RNA, 6955 nt
Organism: Alligator sinensis (Chinese alligator)
Lineage: Eukaryota; Metazoa; Chordata; Crocodylia; Alligatoridae
Gene: APCDD1
Product: APC down-regulated 1
Exons: 5
Coding region: 118-1503 (461 amino acids)
Biological process (GO): negative regulation of Wnt signaling pathway
Cellular component (GO): plasma membrane
Molecular function (GO): Wnt-protein binding
Source: RefSeq, a predicted model, not a curated record